Messenger RNA from Achroia grisella, 3082 nucleotides. RefSeq names its product repetitive organellar protein (gene Cnb). Gene Ontology annotation, cellular component: centrosome; centriole. Gene Ontology annotation, biological process: centrosome separation; regulation of cilium assembly; mitotic cytokinetic process. The transcript is spliced from 9 exons. NCBI's taxonomy places the organism in Eukaryota, Metazoa, Arthropoda, Insecta, Lepidoptera, Pyralidae. Bases 119 to 2965 code for a protein of 948 amino acids. The record is from RefSeq and is a predicted model, not a curated record.
GAUACAAACAAACGGUUUUAACGUAUUUUGCUGAUUAUUGUUAUUAAUUAAACGUAUCUAAUUUAUAUAAACUCACUUGAAUCAGUGUUGUACAAUUUUAUAAUGGCUUUAUUAUUUUAUGUUAAUAAAAAUAUUAGUUGUAAUGAGUGACACGGACGAUACAGAUGUUCUUUUACUGAUACCACCGAAUUUCUUCCUCGUCGAAAGUUCAGCUUCCGAAGAUUCAUUGCUGGAAUCAUCGAGAACCGUUGUUCACAAACCGGUGUCGUGUACAGCACAGGUUCUGGACAAACUGGUCGAUCGAGUGCACUCUCUAGAAUCGAGGUUAGAAAGUUUGGAAGUGUGCACAAGUGACACCGUGUCCACUAUAGGAUCUAAAAAUCUUCGAUCCUGGGGCACCGGAGACAGUAUUGACCACAGUUUAGACCGUAGGUGCUUCACAUUUCCACGGAGACGCCGUCGUAAAAGUAGCAAACGAGAAAAAAAGCGGGAACUGUCUCUGACCAGUCUUGAUUCGUUAGAAAAAAACUAUAACGUUCCAUUAUUAAAUUUAAAAAGUACAUCGGAGGUUUCUAGCAGUAAGAAAGCCUUUAUCAAUGAUACAACAAGUAUGGACGGAGAUAUUAGUAGUAUAGUUUCGACACCAAGUAAAAAAAAUGACAAAUUGCUCUUGCAUGAAAUUGAUGAAUUCCUGACUAAAGUUGAGGCAUAUGAAGGGCCAGAUUCGAAAUUUAAAGAACAUGAAACGUAUUUGAGUCCUGAGCAUGUUAUAAAGGCUGCUGGUGACUAUAUAUCACAUAGUUUAGAUUCAAAAAGCAAUGAUGAAAUUAAAUUGCCUAGUGGGAGAGUUGUGUCAAGUAAUGUCUUAGACAAAUAUAUUUACUUGGUUAAAAGUAAUCCAGGCUCAGCUGUGACCCAAUCAGAUAAAACAUUACCUUCUAGUUCUUAUAAAAGCCUACAUAAUGAAGAUACUACGAUUCGUCCUUCAGAUGUAAGUAAGGAGAGUGUGUCUAAAACGGACUUGAAGUCCCCAAGUAUUCGUAGACUGAACUUUUCAGAGAAGGAUGUCCAACCUACAUCCACUCCCAAAAAGCCUGUACAGACCACAAGUUACACAGAUUCGUUCCGACCAUCAUCGAACAAAAUCUAUGAUCGUGCAACAAAAGUACUAGAACAAUAUAAAAGUCAAAACAUCAGCCGUAAUACUCAACAUUCUGGAAUUGAAAGUUACUUGCAAUCACCUAAAAAGGAGAUAUUUAAAAUGCCUCAAAUGAGACCUUAUGCUGUAGAUAAUAAGGACACAAUAAAGUUGGCAGCUUAUCAGAAUAAAUUGAUAGAAACUAUUGAUACAGAUCUGUUGAGUCUGAGCGAGUUGUGGGGUUAUGGUGCAGACAAAGGAGACAGGACAGAGAGGGGAGACAAUCUUAAAUUGGAGGAAGAAAAACUUAAAAGAGAGCAUUGUGAAUCAAUGAUACAACAGCUUCAGAAAAAAAUACUUGACCAACAAGAGAAAUUGGCUGUGGCUAUAAAAGUGGAUAGAGCCAAAGAUGCAGCCAUCACAAAGUUAAGAGAAGCUUGGUUGAAAAUUACUGGCAGUCUGGAUAAGGCAGAAGAACGGCAUAGAAGUGGUUUGGAGAAGAUGAUGAGGGAAGUGGAGAAUUUUAAGAUGGUCGCCAGUGAUUCUCAGAAGAAAACAAACCAUUUUGAGGCUGAAUUAUACAAAGCUCUGGAUUUAGCGCAUGAUUAUCAAGAGAAGUGUAAACAACUCACAUCAGAACAGAAGGAACUUCAUGAUAGAACGGAGAAAAUGCUAAGCAGCAAACAAGAUAUUAUCAGCAGUAAAGAGAAAGAAAUAGAAGUACUUAAAGAAAAUUAUGAGACUGUAAUGAGACUGAACAAACAGUCAACAGAUUGUGUUAAAAAUUUAGAAGAUGCAUUAGAAAAGGAGAAAAUGGAUCAUGAACUGACAAAAAACAAAGUCAAUGAGUUGACUCGUAAACAGCAAAGUGUCGACGAAGAGUCCUCCCUUGUGUUGCAAGAGAGAGAUCUCUUGAAGGACAAAGUGAAUGAAGAGCGGUCAAGAUGCAACUUGCUUGAACGACAGCUGUACGAUAAGCAGAGUCAGAGCAGCGAGCUGUUAAAAAAAUGUGAUUCUUUAGAGGAUGAGGUGAAGAUGCUCCGCAAACAUCUGGAACUUCAGAAGAAUGAGCUAAAGGUACACUACCAGAAGCAGCUGGAGGAUGCUGUGCUGGCCAAGCUGCAUGAAUUUCAGCAGCAGCUAGAUCAUGCAGAGAGAGAAAUGGAGAAUGAUGCUAGAAGCAAGGAGAAUGCUAUAGUGGACACGUUCAGUAAACAGAUGACAAGGAUAGAAGAACAGCACAAACUAGAAGUGAAUGUCCUGGAAGAGAAACAACGAGAAGAGGUAAAAUUAUAUCGUUUGCAACUAGCGCAGGCGAGUGAAAAAAUCAGUUUACUCGAGAGUAAGCUGGAAUCUCACAGACGGCGGCGCGGGCAGAUCGCCACGCAGCUGCACGGCGUCAUGGAGUCCCAGUGGCGGCAGGCGCUCCGCAUCCUGUCCUGUCCACAAACUACUGCGCCUUCAGAACUUGACCUCACGCUGCCCGACCCUGUGAUGACCCCGGUAGUGCCAGACUUACCUGUCAGUAAGGCAUCGCUGACACACAGCCGGCGCCGCGGGGAUGCACUUAACUUCGAAGGGCUCAGUGAUAAUGAACUGCGGCAGUAUGUUAAAAUGUUAUUAACCAAACCAGUGAAUUUGGAUGGUAGUGGUGACUGUUCGCUGCCACAACGUGAUCACGACGAACCAACCAGCGACCGGCCCGAUCGUAAUGACCGACCCGAUCGGACCGACCGCGUCGAUCAGCUUGACCAGUUUGACCGGCACGACAAGAAAGAUAAAUCGCGACGGAGUAUUAAUAACGCCAAACCGCCGUGGAAAUCUUAAUGUAAAGCCUUGUAUUGUAUGUAUGAAAUCAUUCAAUGAAAACAGUAUAUUUAGUGAGUAUAUUAACACCAUAUAUUUUUUUUAUAUCUACAUAAUCAUCCAUACAAAUAUAUAAAA